This is a messenger RNA of Lepisosteus oculatus (spotted gar), 10447 nucleotides long. The record is from RefSeq and is a predicted model, not a curated record. Lineage: Eukaryota; Metazoa; Chordata; Actinopteri; Semionotiformes; Lepisosteidae.
AGCAUGGCACAGGCAGCGAAGCAGCUCCGCAAGAACAAGGACCUGGAAGCCCUGGCGGCUCAGGAGCAGAAGGAGAAAGAGGAGGAGAAGAGGACCAAGAGGAACCGAUCCCGAGACCGCAAGCGCAAGGCUCAGGCUGUCCAGCGUUGGCUUAUCGAUCAGGACUCUAGUGUGUCUGGGUCUGAGCUGCAAGAUGGCCGGGGAAUCUGGCACUAUGAUGAAAAAGUCGAUACUUCGACCAGCUUCCUGCGUGCCGCCCGCUCUGGAAACCUGGACAAGGCCUUGGACCACAUCAAAAAUGGAGUGGACAUCAACACAGCCAAUCAGAACGGCCUCAAUGGGCUCCACCUGGCCUCCAAGGAGGGGCAUGUCAAGAUGGUGCUGGAGCUGCUGCACAAUGGCAUCACGCUGGAGACGACCACCAAGAAAGGGAACACUGCCCUCCACAUUGCAGCGCUGGCUGGGCAGGAGCAGGUGGUCACUGAGCUGGUCAACUAUGGUGCUAACGUCAACGCCCAGUCCCAGAAGGGCUUUACUCCUCUCUACAUGGCAGCCCAGGAAAAUCACCUGGAAGUUGUCAAAUUCCUGCUGGAAAAUGGGGCCAAUCAGAGCAUCCCAACAGAGGAUGGGUUCACGCCCCUGGCUGUGGCUCUGCAGCAGGGCCAUGAGAACGUGGUGGCCCUGCUCAUCAACUACGGCACCAAGGGGAAGGUGCGCCUGCCCGCCCUGCACAUCGCCGCCCGCAACGACGACACGCGCACCGCCGCCGUGCUGCUGCAGAACGACCCCAACCCCGACGUGCUGUCCAAGACUGGCUUCACACCUUUACACAUUGCAGCGCACUACGAGAACCUGAAUGUAGCCCAGCUGCUUCUCAACAGAGGGGCCAACGUCAACUUCACCCCAAAGAAUGGCAUCAGUCCACUGCACAUUGCUUCGAGGAGAGGGAACGUGAUCAUGGUCAGACUCUUGCUGGACAGAGGGGCGCAGAUAGAUGCAAAGACCAAGGAUGAGCUGACACCCCUGCACUGUGCGGCCAGGAAUGGCCAUGUACGAAUCAUUGAGAUCCUGCUGGACCACGGAGCACCCAUCCAGGCCAAAACCAAGAACGGGUUGUCUCCGAUCCACAUGGCCGCUCAGGGUGACCACCUGGACUGUGUGCGGCUGCUGCUGCAGUACAGCGCGGAGAUCGAUGACAUCACCCUGGACCACCUGACGCCUCUGCACGUGGCGGCCCACUGCGGGCACCACCGUAUGGCCAAGGUCCUGCUGGACAAGGGCGCCAAGCCCAACGCCCGCGCCUUGAAUGGAUUCACACCCCUGCACAUUGCCUGCAAGAAAAACCACAUGCGAGUGAUGGAGCUGCUUCUCAAACACUCCGCCUCCCUGGAGGCUGUAACCGAGUCUGGGCUCACCCCCCUCCAUGUGGCCUCUUUCAUGGGACACCUCAACAUCGUCAAGAUCCUCCUGCAGAGAGGGGCGUCCCCCAACGCCUCCAAUGUGAAAGUGGAGACACCGCUGCACAUGGCAUCACGCGCUGGGCACGCCGAGGUGGCGCAGUUCCUGCUGCAGAACAAGGCCCAGGUCGAUGCCAAGGCCAAGGAUGACCAGACCCCCCUGCACUGUGCCGCCAGGAUGGGCCACAAGGAGAUGGUGAAGCUCCUACUGGACCAUAAGGCCAACCCCAACUCUGCCACCACCGCUGGGCACACCCCUCUGCACAUUGCUGCCCGCGAGGGGCAUGCGGCCACCACCCGCAUCCUGCUGGACAGGGAGGCGCUGCAGACACGCAUGACCAAGAAAGGGUUUACUCCUCUUCAUGUGGCAGCCAAGUACGGGAAGGUGGACGUGGCAGAGCUGCUGCUGGAGAGAGGUGCCAAUCCCAACGCCGCAGGAAAGAAUGGGCUGACCCCCUUGCACGUGGCCGUCCAUCACAACAACCUGGACCUGGUCAAGCUGCUGGUCAGCAAGGGAGGCUCACCACACAGCACAGCGCGGAACGGCUACACUCCCCUCCACAUCGCGGCCAAGCAGAACCAGCUGGAGGUGGCAGGGAGCCUGCUGCAGUACGGGGCCUCAGCUAAUGCAGAAUCACUGCAGGGAGUCACCCCCCUGCACCUGGCCGCCCAGGAGGGGCGCCCCGAUAUGGUCACCCUGCUCCUCUCCAAACAGGCCAACGUCAAUCUGGGCAACAAGAUGGGCUACACCCCCCUGCACGUGGCCAGUCAUUAUGGCAACAUCAAGAUGGUCAAGUUUCUCCUGCAGCAGCAAGCCAACGCCAACUGCAAGACCAGGGCGGGGUACACCCCUCUCCACCAGGCCGCGCAGCAGGGUCACACCGACAUCGUCACCCUGCUGUUGAAGCACGGCGCCCUGCCCAACGAGACCACCACAAACGGCACCACGGCCCUGGCCAUCGCCAAGCGCCUGGGGUACAUCUCCGUCAUCGAUGUGCUGAAGCUGGUCACCGAGGAGACCGUCUCCGUGAGCACCACCGAGAAGCACCGCAUGAGCUUCCCCGAGACUGUGGACGAGAUCCUGGAUGUGUCGGAGGACGAAGGAAUUGCUCAGCUAACGCUAGGCGAGGAGCUGAUGGGAGUGGAAGGAGCCAAGUACCUGAAGCUGGACGAACUGAAGGACCAGGACGAGGACUUCCUGUCUCCCAAAAAAUCCCUAGAGUACGAGAGCGGGCUGGGCACAGCGUUCCUGGUCAGUUUCAUGGUGGACGCCCGAGGAGGUUCCAUGAGGGGCAGCCGGCACAAUGGUCUGCGUGUCAUCAUCCCCCCUCGCACCUGCGCCGCCCCCACACGCAUCACCUGCCGCCUCAUCAAACCCCAGAAGCUGUCCACACCCCCUCCGCUGGUGGAGGGUGAGGGGCUGGCCAGCCGCAUCAUCUCCCUGGGGCCCGCUGGGGCACAGUUCCUGGGGCCAGUGAUUGUAGAGAUCCCUCACUUCGCCUCAAUAGGCCGGGGGGAUCGGGAGCUGGUGGUCCUGCGCAGUGAGAACGGGUCUGUAUGGAAGGAGCACCGGAAUCGCUAUGGCGACGAGCUGCUGGAGACCAUCCUUAAUGGCAUGGAUGAAGAUCUGGAGAGCCAGGAGGAGCUGGGCAAGAAGAGGAUUCGGAGGAUCAUUUCCACAGACUUUCCCCUCUACUUUGCUGUGGUGUCCCGCGUGCAGCAGGAGAGCGACCUGAUUGGCCCAGAAGGGGGGCUGCUCACCAGCAGGCUCGUCCCAUUGGUCCAGGCCACCUUCCCGGAGACAGCGGUUACCAAGAGAGUGCGGCUGGGCUUGCAGGCCCAGCCGGUACCGGACGAGCUGGUGACGAAGCUGCUGGGGAACCAGGCCACCUUCAGCCCCGUCGUCACCGUGGAGCCACGGCGCAGGAAGUUCCACCGGCCCAUCGGCCUGCGCAUCCCGCUGCCGCCUUCCUGGAGGGAGAACCCGCGUGACGCAGGGGAGGGCGACACCACCAGCCUCAGGCUCCUCUGCAGCGUCAUUGGUGGCACCGACCCGGCUCAGUGGGAGGACAUCACUGGCACCACCAAGCUCAUCUACGCCGACGAGUGCGCCCGCUUCACCACCAACGUCUCAGCACGGUUCUGGCUGGCGGACUGCCCUCGCACGGCGGAGGCGGUGAGCUUUGCCAACCUGCUGUACAAGGAGCUCUCGGCUGUGCCCUACAUGGCCAAGUUCGUGAUCUUCGCCAAGAUGAACGAGGCCAGGGAAGGGCGGCUGCGCUGCUACUGCAUGACCGACGACAAGAUGGACAAGACCCUGGAGCAGCACGAGAACUUCACCGAAGUCGCCCGGAGCCGAGACAUCGAGGUGUUGGAGGGAAUGCCACUGCACCUGGAGUGCUCGGGGAACCUUGUUCCAGUGAGGAAGGCCACGCAGCAACCCCGCAGCUUCAGCUUCCAGGCCUUCAGGGACAACAGGCUUCCAGUGUCUGUCAAGGUCCGUGACAGCAGCAAAGACCCCUCAGGAUUCCUUUCCUUCCUCCGCAAGUCCACCAAGUAUGAGGACAGCCAGCACGUGCUCUGCAACCUCAACAUAACCAUGCCUCCCUGCAUCAAGGUGGUGGGCAGUGAAGACCGAAGACGGACGCUGACCCCCCUGGCCCUUCGGGAGAGAUACAGUGCCCUGAGCGAACCGACCAUGGCCUCGAUGAGCGCCAUGGAGAGGACAGAACUGAAGAUGGCCUUAAUAUCGGAGCAGCUGGGGCUGAGCUGGGCAGAGCUGGCGCGCGAGCUGCAGUUCAGCGUGGACGACAUCAAUAAGAUCCGGGUGGAGAACCCCAACUCCCUGCUGGAGCAGAGCUCGGCGCUGCUGAACCUGUGGGCCACGCGGGAGGGCAAGAGAGCCAAGAUGGAGAGUUUGUACGCAGCGCUGAAGAACAUCGACAGGUCAGACAUUGUCAACAUGCUGGAGGGCACAGGGCCUCAGCCCAGGGUGGGGAAGGAGAGUCGGAGAUACACUGACAGAGACCACCUGCUCUCGCCCAGCAUGACCAAUGGUUACUCCCUGGUGCAGGACGAGCUCCUCUCGCCCACCUCCAUGCAAUACAUCCUGCCGUCCCCGCUGAGCACCGAGCCAUACUGGCAGGAAAUGUCCAGCCUGGAGUGUGCGCCCAUCGCCACCACAGAGGAGGACACGCUGAUGGAGAUGUCGGAGGUGCAGGUGUGGCCCUCAGGGGCCAGCCCGUCCCUGGUGCCUGUGGAGGACUCCUCCUUGGAGUGCAGUAACGCAGACGACUCGGACGCAGCCCUGGAGGGUCGGGGGGGCCUGGGCAUGAGCGGGGGCGGGCUGAGCGGCUCGAUGGACCUCGUGGAGGAUGAGGCAGGGGAUUCGGAUGCAGCCAGUGUCAACGGGCUGGACCGAGGUCAGAGGUCAGAGGUCACAAGGGCAGAGGCGCUGGGCAGUACAGAAGGAGGAGGAGGAGGAGGAGGGCUCAGCUCAGAGGAAGGGAUUUCUCUCAUUUCAGGACAGCAACGGGUCUAUGCCCGUCUCAGCGAAUCACCCGGAUUGAGCCAUGUUGCGGAGCGGAAUGGAGACAGGUCAGGGGGUGGCUCGUUCCUGUCCUAUUUGCAGGAGCAGUCAGGGUCCACCUGGCAGAGCCCCCCAGAGUCGUCCCAGAGCUGGGUCAGCCAGCAGAAGCAUUCAGUGGUGUCAGCAGUACAAAGCAGCGACCUCAGCCAAUCGCGCAUCUCCCAGGAGUCCCUGCUGCAGCCAGUGCGUGACACGGGGCACUCCGAGAUCCUGCGGGGGCACUUCCUGGGCACGCAGCCCUUUGAGAAAGGAGUGGGCUUUCAGCAGAAGAGCCAAGAGCUACGGGCAUGGGCAGAGGAUAGACUGCGAUCUGGGCAGGCUCUGUUAAAGCAGAAGGAACGGAACAGUCGCAUAGAUGGCGCCACCUUUGAUUGUGGGGCUGCCGGGUGUCCUGGGUGGCUGGGGAGCAUGUGGACUCUGCUGACGGAGCUGCUUUUCAGCCUGGUGCUGCUGGCCUUCUUUGUGAUCAGCUGUCAGAACGUGCUGCACAUUGUGACGGGCUCUCUGCGCUCUGUGCUCAAGUACGUCCACCAGCAACUGGACCAGGAGCUCGGCGAGAGCGAGGGCGUGCAGGACGACGAGGAGAGCGUUACCACGCGCGUGGUCCGCCGCAGGGUCAUCGUCAAGGGCGAUGAGGUAGAGGACAUUCCAGGAGAGCAGGUGAGCGAGGAGCAGUUCACCGAUGAGCAUGGCAACAUCAUCACCAAGAAGAUAGUGCGGAAGGUGGUGCGCCGGAUGAAGGACUCGGGGGAGGGUGAGGCGCAGGAGGUGAGCGUGGAGGGGUCCCUGCAGGAGCCCGAGGAGCUGGAGGCUGAGGCUGAGCAGUUCAUGAACUAUGCCAUCCUGGGGCGAGAGAGCAGCAACAAGUCAGAGAUUAUGGAUGUGAAGAAGGGUGCUCAGAUUGUGAAGCGUGCCAGUCUGAGGAGGGUAAAGCAGUGAGAUGCCCUGACUUACAGACCAGGAUCUCACAUCUACACCCAGACCAUCACACACAGAGUCAUGACAUGGGACAUGAAGAACAACACCACAGAAAUGGAGAAAUCAAGAUAACAGUGACACAAACUGAAACUAACAUGAUGAACAGCAGCAACAGCAAAAGAUGAUGGAGGAGAAAAACAUACAAUGGGAUUCUAACUGUAGUUUUGUUACGUUUUUUUUAAACUAGGCUAGAGGCAUGAUUUCUUAAAAAAAAAAUCAAAAAACAAAAGAGAGCUUCCUGUAAUCUGUAUCAGCAUGACUGACUGCCAAAGCAUGAUCUGUUACUACCCUAAUGACCGAGGGUGAGGGGACUGGGAAGGAGGGGUUGUGGGGGUGUGCAGGAGAUUUGGGGGAGGAGUAAUGGAGUUAGGGCCCUUUGAAACGAGGAGGGGGAGACUUUCAGACGAUUGCAUAAUAAAGCAAUCAGACGCCCCUAUAGCAGGGCACUCCGAGUCUCGGCCCAGCAGUGCCCACACUGUUGCUUGCGUGUACUUUGUCCCCCUGUUUCAGCUUACUGUGUUUCCCAGCCAGCGCUCUUAAGAGAAAAGACCAUUCUUGUACAAAAUAUAUGCACUAUAUUAUAUGUGAAUGUGUGUGUGUGUGUAACAUUCUGCUCUGAUGCUGCUGGCUUGGUAUUAUAUUUUUUUUCAGUUGUUGUUUUGUGUUUUAUCUUUUUCCUCUGUUCUGGUAUGAGAAUUUGUGUCGGGCUUGUGUUACUGUUUUGUGUUACCUCCUCCUUUACCGUCGGACACUAAUGGGUUAUUGAAGUGCUCACCGGUUGGGGUACGGAGCCCUUUACGCUGGUCGCCACAUGCUUUCUGAGGAACCGGGCCGUAUGUUUCCAAUAUCUUCCCAGCUCGCAGUCGGGAGCUGCUCUGCUGAGCCAGGAGGACAGCUGCCUCUCUGUGCGUGCCAGCCGACACCCCCUCACCCCAGACACAGGUCGGCGGGACCUGACAACAGUUCCCAGAGACCCAGUCGACUGGAGGCUUGAACUGUUGGCCCGAAUUCGGUGCACAACUCCCCCUUCUAGGCUCUGGACGGCAGGGUGAUGCUGGUGCUUCAUUCCCCUUGGCAACCACCUGCAAAGGCCAGCUAAUUAAUGUCUCACUUAGGGGUAGCGGUAGUUCUUAGAGAAGGUCUAAAUGAAUGGCUGGCUUCACUCCUCAUCCUCUGGCUGGAUGGGGGCAAGCUCGAAGGAAUGUGGCCGCGGAUCCGACUGGGAGCAGUUGUGGUUCUCGGUCGUUACCUGAAGAGCAGGGAGGAAGAGCGUCAUUCGACCUUCACAGCAGCGAGCCGGACUGGGCCGCCUCCAGCUAUCCCUGCUUUAAUAGCUGUAUCAGAGAGACAGUAGGGGAGUGUCAGCAGGAACCACCGGUGCAGCGGGUGAGGGAGAGGUCUGCUGGGAAGGAUGGCUUAGGCUAUCACCAUGGCAACACUCAGCCUGGCAUCCUCCACAGCGAAGCUCAAGGGUCAGGUGUCAGUCCCUGGCUGUCGUGGUUCCCAGAGCUCCAGUCGUGAAGACAGGUGCAAAAUGGUCUUAAAAAAAUACUCUACAAGUACUCUACACAAGUGGGAAGGUUUGAGCCAGCGCUUGUGUAGGGAGUUCUUCUGCAAUGAGAGGGCACAACAGGGGCCAUCAGUUCAUUUCUUUAUGCAAACAGCACCUUCCACCCCGAGGAGCUGAAUCUAAUUCAAGGCAGUCAACUCUAGGGGGCGGACUUGGAAAAGAAAAGGUGGGGGGUGCGGGGGGGGGCGGGGGGUGCCUUAGGGAGGUGACUCUCAGCGUAGACUCAGGAGUCAGCUGGUAACAGCGAAAGAAAGCAACCAAGCACUGUGAUCACUGACUAUACUGACCCCUUUACUGUGAAUACUCAAGAGGCUGUACCCCCCUCCCUGGGCACACUACAAGAGCCUUGAACCCCCCAUCUGUAUUUUGUGAGGGAAGGAGGGGGGGCAGGGGAUUAAGAGGGACGUGCAAAUCUAGCCACCCUCUCUCCCCACGUUCUCUCUUUGGGGUGUCGCACAUGUGAGAAGUCAGCCCGGCUCUUUCUGCCACAGCAAUAAUCUUGGGGGGGGGGGUGGAGGAGGGGCGAACCCCAGCACUGCACACAUACUUGAGCUUCCAUUACCGACGCAGAGUCAGGGCUUCGGUGGAGAAAGACACUGUUCUGAUUUUUUUUAAUUCCUUUAAGGGGAGCUGAGCCCGCUUGCACAGGCCUGCCUCCUCCUGGGGCCCAGCGCUCCUCUGGUGUACUCCUGAGCAGCGCGGCAGACCCCGGCCUCUCCCGCAGCUGCGUGACAUCGUCCCUGCGGGAAGCUGGCAGAGGCCAGUUAGUGAUGCAAGGGAGCCAACCAGAAGAACAGAGGUGUGGAAAUGACUAGAAAUGGACGCUUUGCUUCUUUCUUUUCCUGUUACAGCAAAGUUAAGCUUGCAAUACUGUGCUAUUAGCAAUUCGCAUUGUUAGGAGCGUGCAAUAUCUAAGUAUGUCCAAUUUCAAAAGUGUGGAGAUUUCAAAAAAAUAUUUUCUUACGGAAACUCUCUCGGAACUAGUUCAGGUAGAAGUAUUUUGGUUCCUGUUGUGUUCGGGGACAAGUGGUCUGAUCUGCUCUUUUCAAGCCCUCACAUCCUUUACAGUGGUGUCUAACACUUCACAAGCAUUGCAAUCAGAUCUUUUACAAGAGCACUUCCCAAUACGCAGGCCACACAGGAGGUGGCUGAUUUUUAAGGUGGGGGGGUCUAAGGCACUUGUUUAUUUCAUUAUCUUAUACAUCUCUUUGAAUACUCUUCCCAAAAGCAUCCUUUUUUUUUGCAAAUCCAAAGCAACAGAUUCAUCAUCUCUGAUUAAUUCCAUAGCUAGGCAAGAUGCCGAUACAGCAAUUUGCAAAAGAAUGUGAAAGGUGCACCAUGCUAAGAAAGUUUUUUUUUAUAUCCUAAAAAUAUUUUGCUGUAUGCAAGAAUGUAGAUUGUAAUGGCUGAGUGGCAAAUGUUUGUGUUGUUUGAGGAGGUGCUUGUGCACAGAGGAGGGACUGUUGUACCAACACACAAUCUUUUUACACCACUGGGCAGUGUGGCACAGCAGAUUGAGAAGGGCAUGGACAGAUGCCACCUCACUGCCAUUAUCAUGAAGUAAAAUUGAGAAAGUUGGGUCCAGAUGUCUUCUAAAUAACCGAAUACCAGGGAUGCAUUGCCCAAGCAUGGAUGUGUUGACCAUUUUUUAUUUUCCUUCCACGUAUAAUAUUAGAGCCACAAGCCCAGCUCCUUUUCAACUGGAAAAGUGUUCUAGGAAGCAAGAUUGCACUUCCCUGCUCUGAAUACGUUUCCCUAACUCUCCACUUGUUUGCUGACACCAAAUAUAUCGAAACGAAGAAGUCAUAAACCUCUCCAGUUUCAGGGAAAAUCUAUUUCAAAUUGCCUGACAAAAAAUGUGUUCGGCUCCAGUAGAUACUUGAAGACUAUAACUGAGCAUCCUUGAGGGUUGGAGUUUGAGAGCCUUGGGCUACAGUCUGGCCUUCAGCCAAUCGCUGACCAGAACCUGGGCUGUAACUGGUCACUUGAAGGCAGUGGGGCAUGCUGGGGCGGUUGCCUGGCUUUCUGGUUACCAGUUCUCUCAGCAGGUACGCCAUGAUGCUGACAACUUCCACCUAGUGUCCAUUACUCUUGUACUGGGCAAGCAAAAUGUGGAUAUUUGAGUUCUGCUCUUAAACUGCAGCUAUAAGGACAAACUGUUAUGUGCUGAAACUGCUUUUCAACACUACAACUAAAUUAAAGGAGUGAGAGGGGUUUUGCUUUUACGGUAUUGCGUGAGAUAGCACAAUCUCUUGUUCCUGUUGUUAAGCUGAGCAUUUUCGUUAUUGCGAAACAUCACAGCCCUGAAGCAAUGUGUCAGUUUUUGAAAGACGGAAGAAAGGGGUAGAGGGCUCCCGGGAUUUUUUUUGUUAAUAGAAAGUUCCAUCAAAAAUAAAAAGUACAUGCAAAAAUAUUAACUGUUGCAAAAACUAGAGAACAAUAUACUCCUGUAGAAUGGUUUAAAGGUAUAUUAACGCAAUAGCAUAUUACUCUAUACUAAGGAAUGCAUCUGCGCACAUGCACAGAAAAAAGUUUUUAAUAUAUAUAUAAAUAUAUAAAAUAUAUUUAAUUAGAAUGCCUAUGCACUAUUACUUGCUAUCCAGGACUAGAGUUAUGUUAUGGCUGUACCUAGCAACUUAGCUAUUAAGAGUCUAGGGUCAUGAGGAAUGCCUGAAACCUAUGGAAUAGAGGCUUUGUAGGUAUUUUAACUUGUUUUAAUUUCUUUUUUUAUUGUUAUGGAAAAAAAAAUGAGCCUUUUAAUCAGAUUCAAUCUGAAAUGAAGAUAUGUAUAGAUACUUUUCCCUGUACACCAGCUAAAAUCAUUUACAAAAAUGAAUAAAGAAAGAAACUAAC